AUGGAUACGGCGGUCAAAGAAUAUUCACAAUUGCUUUGGGAAGCAAGACCUCAAAUCCCUCAUCAUCACAAGGAAGAGUCAACACCAUCAUCGACGUCCUCGUCUUCAUCAGAUACUUUGGAUGAAAUAAAUCUAAUAUCAAUAAUUAACUCGGACGAAUUAUUCUCGCUAUCAGAAGAUUACAUAAUUUCAAUACUUCAAAGGGAGGAUUUAGACUUGCCAGAGAUUGAAAUAUGGUUAAAUCUAUUAAGCUGGGGUAUCUCAAAUACACCAAGGUUAAACGUGUAUAAUGACGACGAUAAUGAUGAAUGUUAUUAUCAUCAUUACGACAUGUCAAAAUGGAUGAAAGACGAUUUCAAAGAACUAAGGGAGACUUUGAAAAAUUGCAUUAAAUGGAUAAGAUUUUUUCAAAUCGGCCCACAAGAAUUCGCGAAAUAUGUUUUGCCAUUUAAGCGAAUCUUACCAAAAGAUAUUGUCAGUAAUUUUCUAAGGCAACAAAUUACCGGCCACAUGCCAAUUUUUUCUAUUAAUCUACCGCCAAGAAUCCCUUCAACUGAUAUCGAAUCAACUAUAAUAGCUGGAAGACAUGCAACUAUUAUAUCAAACUGGAUAAAAUCGCCAAAUGAUCCAACACUAGGCUACGAUGAUCGUGGUUAUAAUCCAUUAAAUAGUUGUUUUGAAAAUAUGAGAAGACGAUUAUCAACUUCGCAUUCAUAUUCAUCUUUACCAUCAACCAAAUCCAGAUCAUCGAAAAGAUUUUCCAUCAGUAGCUAUAAUACUAAUAAUAGUUGUCAUCCAGAAAAUAAUUCUAUAGUUAGUAGAAUUUUACCAGAAUUUGAAAAUAAAAGAUUCAAUCAUAAAAGGCAUCCAAACAAUGGAUUUUAUUUUGGUGCUGGUCCUGAUUUAUGGAUUAACAUUGACUGUAAAGAUAAAAUUGUCAAAAAUUCUCCCCUCUCUUACGAACAUCGAAUUUUAGAUUCUUCUGGAAUUUUUAUAUGGGAAGAUUUUGAAGUAUUUCAAGUUGUAAAAAAUUGA
Molecule: messenger RNA, 1035 nt
Organism: Entrophospora sp. SA101
Lineage: Eukaryota; Fungi; Glomeromycota; Glomeromycetes; Entrophosporales; Entrophosporaceae
Source: the annotation of a GenBank genome assembly